Messenger RNA from Carassius carassius (crucian carp), 1379 nucleotides. Its product is annotated as mitogen-activated protein kinase 12-like. Gene Ontology annotation, cellular component: nucleus; cytoplasm. NCBI's taxonomy places the organism in Eukaryota, Metazoa, Chordata, Actinopteri, Cypriniformes, Cyprinidae. The coding region runs from base 241 to 1332 and encodes 363 amino acids. The record is from RefSeq and is a predicted model, not a curated record. The transcript is spliced from 12 exons. Gene Ontology annotation, biological process: protein phosphorylation; intracellular signal transduction. Gene Ontology annotation, molecular function: MAP kinase activity; ATP binding.
UACUAAAUUUUUUUUAAAAGUAUUGGUAACAUUAACAUGGAUGUAACUUUGGUUUACACACAACAGCUUUAUGUUAAAAUUGCUUGCCAUACACACGGCCACGCCGGAGAGGGAACGGUUACGCGGGCACGCAUGGUCUAUGAACGCGCACAGGUAGAUUUCUAUAAUCAGAGUUCAGGUUAACCUGGAAAUCACAGCCGCGAGACUCGAGGAAGCAGAUUUAAAGCGGUAUUCACCAAUAUGUCUGACCGAUCAAGACCUGGGUAUUAUCGCCAGGAGGUGAAUAAAACCUUUUGGGAGGUACCGGAGAGAUACAGAGAUCUGAAACAGGUGGGGACCGGGGCAUAUGGUACAGUAUGCUAUGCAUUUGACCGGAGGACAGGGGCAAAAGUGGCCAUCAAGAAGCUCCAUCGUCCCUUCCAGUCUGACCUGUUUGCCAAAAGAGCUUAUCGAGAGCUCCGGCUGCUCAAACACAUGAAGCAUGAUAAUGUAAUUGGGCUCCUGGAUGUUUUCACUGCAGACCUUUCUCUAGACCGAUUCCAUGAUUUUUACUUGGUCAUGCCUUACAUGGGUACUGAUCUAGGAAAGUUAAUGAAAAUGGAAAGACUAUCAGAGGACAGGGUCCAGUAUCUGGUCUACCAAAUAUUGAGAGGACUCAAAUAUAUCCAUGCUGCUGGAAUCAUUCACAGGGAUCUCAAACCAGGCAAUCUGGCAAUAAAUGAGGAGUGUGAGCUUAAGAUCCUGGAUUUUGGUCUAGCUCGGCAAGCAGACAGUGAAAUGACGGGCUAUGUUGUGACACGUUGGUACAGAGCACCUGAGGUCAUUCUUAGCUGGAUGCAUUACACACAGACUGUGGACAUCUGGUCAGUCGGAUGCAUCAUGGCAGAGAUGCUGCUAGGGAAACCACUGUUCAAAGGAAAUGACCAUCUGGAUCAGCUGAUGGAGAUCAUGAAGAUUACAGGGACGCCCACAAAAGAGUUCACAGCCAAACUCCAGUCUGAAGAUGCUAGAAACUACAUAGCAAAGUUACAAAAACUUAAAAAGAAAGAUCUUCGGGCAAUAUUACCAAAUGUUAACCCACAAGCGAUUCAUGUGUUAGAAAGCAUGUUGCUCCUGGACCCUGAAAGUAGAAUAACAGCAGCAGAGGGACUGGCUCUUCCUUUCUUCUCUGAUUUUCAUGAACCAGAGGAGGAGACAGAGGCCCCACCGUAUGACCAUUCACUGGAUGAGGCUGAGCAGUCAUUGGAGCAAUGGAAAAAACUCACUUUCACUGAAAUUCUGACCUUCUAUCCGGCACCAGCGGUGGCAGAAUCUAAAGAGACGGCUCUCUGAGAUGAUUACUUUUACAUCAUCCAGGCUUUAAUUGUUUUUUUUUUCUU